ACGGGGGAAAGAGCCGAGUUGCAGGGCAAUCGCUGUCGGAACUAGGAAGUACAAACUAAAAUAACUGCUAUGCUACAAGGUAAGUAGCACUGGCAGAGCCCUCUUGACCAAACAUUCCAUAAAUAUGGUCCAUUUUCACUUUGCUUGCCUUAGCAGCAGCGACCAAUGAAGUUAGCCGGUGUCACCCAAAUCCACGGACCCACGCACUAGAACAGAGGGCAGUUGAUGUGAGGAAGAAGAAAAAGAAGAAUGGCUUCUGCAGCACCAGCACCAUGCAUUUUUUUCCAGAUACUUCUAGAUUUUGCUGGUUAUUAGUCGACUUUUGUCCCACACAAGAUUGAAUCCACCUGAUGCUUGUGCACCUAAAGCCGUAUGUGAAGCAGGAGCUACCUGGUGUUUUGCUCUUCCGUUUAAAAGGACAGCUUUUUCCAUAUAACUUGAACUGGAAGGUUCCAUGCUUCCCCUUUUUCAACUGUAACCUUGAUCUCUUUGGAGUCAGAAGGCUGCAUUCACAAGAGAUUGUCAGGCAGAAAGAUUCAAGCUCUAGAAAGAUGUCAACUUGGGCUGUGAAGACCAUGGAUAUGGAUGUAACCACAGAAGAAGACUCAGUAGCGUUAAGGCUUUCACCUGCUUAUGAGACUGCCAUGGAAGCACUUUCUUCUCUCAUCACCAGGCAAAAACGUGGAGGUGCAUCAAAGAUAGGUGGCAAAUACAAGAAAUUGGACAGAAUGUUGAUGUACAUCAAGAUUUUAGGCUUGGAAGGACAUCUUGGUGGCCUUAAAAUCAUCCAUGUUGCUGGAACUAAGGGAAAGGGUUCAACAUGCGCAUUUUGUGAGGCUAUACUGCGAGAGUGUGGGUUCAGAACUGGACUUUUUACUUCUCCACACUUGAUUGAUGUUAGAGAGAGAUUCCGUGUCAACGGGUUGGACAUCACAGAAGAUAAAUUUCUAUUGCAUUUUUGGGAUUGCUGGCACCGACUAAAGCUUGACCUGCAGGAAAACCUUACAGAGGAUUUGCCCAUGCCUCCAUUGUUCCAAUUCCUCACGGUUAUGGCAUUUAAGAUUUUUGUAGAAGAAAAGGUAGAUGUUGCUAUUAUUGAAGUUGGUCUUGGAGGGAAGAAGGAUUCGACAAAUGUGAUCAAGGAACCUGUUGUCUGUGGCAUUGCUUCUCUGGGUAUGGAUCACAUGGAAGCAUUGGGAGAUACACUUGCUGAGAUUGCAUCUCAUAAGGCAGGAAUUUUCAAGCCUCAAGUCCCUUCAUUCACUGUACCACAACGCUCUGAGGCAAUGGAUGUUCUUCGUGAGAGGGCCAAUGAACUGAUGAUUCCUCUGGAAGUUGUUGCACCAAUUGAUUGCAAAUGGUUAGAUGGAAUAAAGCUAAGCUUGUCUGGUGAUCACCAGUAUUCCAAUGCUGCACUUGCUGCCUCUCUUUGUAAAAGCUGGAUUCGAAGUACAGGAAACUGGGAAAAGCUGUUCCAACAUGACGACAAAGACAGUUUACCAGAGCCAUUUAUAAGGGGUCUUUCAACUGCACGCCUCUUUGGAAGGGCUCAGAUUGUUCAUGACUCUUCUUCAAACUCUUCUACUGUGUCCAUGGUGAAUGGAGCAGCUUCAGGAGACCUGACCUUCUACUUAGAUGGAGCUCACAGUCCUGAAAGCUUGGAAGCCUGUGGGAGAUGGUUUGCCACUGUUGUGAAAGAUGACAAGAAUUUAUUAUCUCUAGAUUCCUGUCUCAAGACUGGAAUUGGGGAGGAAGUCUCUGAAAACGGUUUUGUGUAUACUGGAAGCAAAGAAUCAAACAAGAUAUCAAAGCGGAUUCUUUUGUUCAAUUGCAUGGAUGUGAGAGAUCCUCAGAUUCUUCUACCACAGCUUGUGAAUACCUGUGCUACCUUAGGCACACAUUUCUCAAAAGCUAUUUUUGUCCCGAGUAUCUCAACAUAUAACAAGGUCACUUCUGGUGCCUCAGCUGUUCCCUUUCAUUUACCUGCAAAGGACUUGACAUGGCAAUUUAACCUUCAGAGGAUAUGGGAAAAUAUUUUACAUGGAAAAGGUUUUCCUGAGAAGCCUCUUAAGAAGGAAAAUCCUGCUUGUUUUCCACCAAAUAAUUUCCUUUAUGAGGAUAUUUCUCAUUGCAAACCUGCAGAUGGAAGUUUUGCAUGCAGUACGGUGGUUUCUUCACUGCCACAGACAAUAAAGUGGUUGAGGGACUGUGUUAAAGAAAAUCCACGUCUUAGGAUUCAGGUUCUUGUCACUGGUUCAAUUCAUUUGGUUGGGGACGUAUUAAAGCUAAUAAACAGGUGACUUUAACUCAGUAAUGGGAAGCAUUUCAGUAUGAGAAUAUUCAAAAGAUUCAUUUUGCUCCAUGACAAAAAUCUCUUGAUUUGUGAGAAGCAACAUAUUUGUUUUCAACAGAAGCAGAGGACUAUGAUUAGUGACCACGUUUUUAGAGGUUACUUUUCUAGUUUCAUUGGUAACUAUUCAAGUUGUAUUUGUUCAAGAAACCUUGACGAAAGUAUCAGUACAUUCUUGGCUGGCAGUAUAUUGAUUGUUGAACCCUGCAUGGGAUUAGAGAGCUAAAGGAUCAAACAACUUAUGCUACUUCCAUAUGCUUAGGGAAUAGGUCAUCUCUAAAUUUGACUAAAAAGAUGAAAAGACAUUUUCCCUCG
This is a messenger RNA of Coffea arabica (coffee), 2665 nucleotides long. The record is from RefSeq and is a predicted model, not a curated record. Lineage: Eukaryota; Viridiplantae; Streptophyta; Magnoliopsida; Gentianales; Rubiaceae.